UUUCAAGCUGUGUUGCUAAAAGAUUGUUCUCAUUUGUUUUGUUUACUUUCAUGGUAGUUUGUGUUGAUAAGUUUUCAUUUUGUUUUCCAUGGAGAAGAAAUUGUAUUAAUAUUUUAUCUUUAUAUGCCUUUGAAGAUGAUUUUGCAUUUUAAAAUUUAUAUAACUUAAGUUAGGAAGAUUAAGGUGAUCAUUGGUUGUUUCGUCGAAAUAUACGGUUUAAAAUUCUCUGUAACUAAUAAAAAUGAGGAGUCGCAGUAAUUCGGGAGCCCGAUUGGAUUAUUAUCAGCGAUUGGUCCAUAAAACCAUCCUUGAUCAUCAGAAUCCUGUUACAGGUUUAAUUCGAUCUACGUCAAAAAAUGAUCAUGCUUGGGUACGUGAUAGUGUGUAUUCUAUCAUGGCUGUUUGGGCUCUUUCCAUGGCAUAUAAGAAAAAUGCAGAUUUGGAUGAAGAUCGUGCUAAAACAUAUGAACUAGAACAGAGUUGUGUCAAGUUGAUGAGAGGACUUUUGAUGUCUAUGAUGAAACAGAAGGAGAAGCUAGAAAAUUUUAAGGAAACCCAAAAUAAGAUGGAUUCUCUUCAUGCCAAAUACAGCUCUCAGACGGGAGCUACUGUUGUAACAGAUGAAGGCUGGGGACACUUACAGCUGGAUGCAACUUCUUUGUACUUGUUAACCUUAGCUCAAAUGACUGCUUCAGGUUUGCAAAUAAUUUUUAAUUUGGAUGAAGUGGCAUUUAUUCAAAAUCUAGUAUUCUACAUUGAAUCUGCAUAUUGUAUUCCAGACUAUGGUAUUUGGGAAAGAGGUGAUAAAACUAACCAUGGUCUUCCAGAGCUGAAUGCCAGCUCUAUUGGAAUGGCAAAGGCUGCUUUAGAAGCAAUGAAUGAGUUGGAUCUCUUUGGUGGCCGUGGUGGUCCUUCUUCAGUAAUUCAUGUGCUAGCGGAUGAAGCUCAAAAGUGUCACGCUGUUUUGCAAUCCAUGUUACCUCGAGAAUCUAAUUCAAAGGAAGUGGAUGCAGCUUUAUUGUCUGUGAUUGGAUUCCCAGCUUUUGCUGUGGAAAACCCAGAACUUAUAAAAUUAACUAGAGAUACUAUAGAAGAAAAGUUAAGAGGCAGAUAUGGAUGUCGUAGAUUUUUAAGAGAUGGUUAUAGAACUGCUAAAGAAGAUUCUAAAAGACUGUAUUAUGAACCAUGGGAAUUAAAGGUUUUUGAAAAUAUUGAAUGUGAAUGGCCGUUAUUUUUUUGUUACUUCAUCAUUGAUGCUUGCUUUCGUGGGGAUAGAGAAACUGUUGAAGAAUAUUCAGAAGCUUUAGAUUGUAUAUUAAUAAAAGAAAAUGGUUUGAAGCUUGUUCCUGAAUUGUAUACUGUACCAGAGGAAAAAGUGGAUUUAGAAUACCAGAAUCCUCACAGCCAAGAAAGAGUAGCCAUUGGCCAGAAACCCUUCAUAUGGGCACAGUCUUUAUAUAUUGUAGGGAGGCUUCUACAAGAGGGUUUUCUUGCUCCUGGUGAAUUGGAUCCUCUGAAUAGGCGACUGUGUUCUGAACAAAAACCUGAUGUGGUUGUACAAGUUGUGAUAUUAGCUGAGGAUUUCUAUGUCAAAGAAAAACUCAAGAACCAUGAUAUUUAUGCUCAAACAAUUUCAGAAGUAGCACCUGUUGAAGUACAACCUGCCAGGGUUCUAAGUCAUAUUUAUUCAUAUCUAGGUAAAAACAAGAAACUAGGUUUAUCAGGUCGAUAUUCAAGAGAAGUAGGUCUUCUGAGUACCAGCAAACUAUAUACUUUACAGGAUCGCAUAUUUGCAUUUACACCUCAGAAUCUUGACAGAGAAGACUUUUAUCUAGUUAAUGAUAUAGAACUCCUUGCAAGUACUUUGCGGUCUGAUAUAGCAUUUUUAAGAACAAAUUGGUUAAUGCUUGGUCGCCCUACCAUGUGUUUGAAAUUUCAUCGUUACUAUUUGGAGCAAGAUAAAGUGCCAUUAGCCAUGAUAUCCACAAUUAAGAAGCUCAAAAGUGGUUAUAUUAAUGGAACAAGAGUUGCUCUUGGUACUUUGGAGGAUUUUCAAAGUACAUCUUGUAUUACAAGUCUCAGUUUUUUGCACAAUCAGGAAGAAGGAGACCCAGAAAGUCUGAAUUCAAGUGUAAGGGAGUACCUAGAAAAAGAAUUGAAUAAAUGUUUUCUUCGGCCAACAUUACCAUAUGGUGCAAUGGCUGCUAAACGGAAAAAAAGCUCAAUGCGAUCAAGGCGAUCUGGUGUCAGUGGCAUUAUUAAGCGAACAAGAUCUAUUCAAGUUGAUAAAUAUGAUCCAGAUUUAGUUAAUUUACGGGAACGCUAUGAGAAGAUUCACAGUCCACCACCUGUUUCACCUGGCCUUGAAGGCCUCUCUGUCCAUUCGGAAUCUCCUUAUUCUUCUCCUACAGGGUCUGGAGGAAGAACACCUUCACCCUCUGUAGAGCAUGAUGAAGUUGAUAGUUGGAAUGCUUCUCGUGUUCGUACUUUGUCUGAUAGACAGUAUGAUAAUGUAAAUGACGAAGAUUUGGUGAUAAUGUUUAAAGAAACAGAGUCUUUAGAAGAACAAGGAGAUAUCUUACAUUAUUUAGUUGGAAAUAGGGGAGUUAAUUGGGAUACAGGAUUAGGAGGACAAAAUGAAGCAGUUACCAUCAAAGAUUUAUUAAAGGAUUUGUAUGAAAAAGCUUGUCAUGAAAAGAAAUGGGCACUUGUUAGACAUAUUGCUGGAAUGCUAGGGAAGAAAGUGGAAGAUUUAGCUAAAGCAGUUACGGAUUUACUAGUGAGACAAAAACAAGUUACUAUUGGGAUGCCUUCAAUUUGUGAGGAAACGAUUACAAGACCCAUUCCAUCUAAAGAUUUGAUAGCAAUAAUCCAUAAUGCUCACGGAAGUGAUCAAAGCACAGCUAUGUUAACUCAAGAACUUUUGGUUUACUUGGCAAUGUUUAUAAGAACAGAACCACAGCUUUUUCAAGAAAUGCUUCGCUUAAGAGUUGGUUUGAUAAUUCAAGUUAUGGCUUCAGAAUUAGCUCGGUCACUUAAAUGCUCAGGUGAUGAAGCUUCUGAACAUUUACUGAAUCUAAGUCCUUUUGAAGUGAAAAUGCUUUUACACCACAUACUAAGUGGAAAAGAAUUUGUAGUGAAAAGUGCUCGAAGUGGUGUUGUGUCUGUUGCAAAUCCAAGCAAAGUUCAGAGCAAGAAAAGUGUUGUUGACAUCAUAUUGGGGAAAGAAGGUCAAGUGGAUGAAGGGAAUUUCGAGAGUGAUCGUCAAGGUCAAUGGUUACGCAGACGGCGACUUGAUGGAGCUUUGAAUCGAGUUCCUCGAGGCUUUUAUCCCAGGAUAUGGUCAGUUUUAGAACGGUGUCAAGGACUUUCCAUAGAAGGAAAAAUACUAAAUCAACAACUGACCAGAGAAAUGACACCAGGCGAAUUAAAAUUUGCUCUAGAAGUUGAAACUGUCUUGAACAGUAUUCCACAGCCAGAAUAUCGUCAGCUUAUGGUAGAAGCGUUAAUGAUUCUUACUUUACUUGUGGAGCAUGAUGCUGUGAAGACAUUAGGAGGCAUAAUUAAUGUAGAACAUCUUGUUCACAAGGCAAAUCAGAUUUUCUUGGAAGAUCAAAAACAUGUAAGUGGUGAUGCUACAAUCUGCUGUGCUGCUCCAAACAAUGAAAAUCCCUGUGGGGGAGCUGCUGGUAUUUGCCAACACUUCUAUGACAGUGCUCCAAGUGGCUGUUAUGGUACAAUGACCUAUCUGAUUCGAUCUGUGGCUUCAACGAUGGAUUGUUUGCCCAAACAAGAGUUAGAUUGCACUAUAAGUUAAAUGCAUCCUUUUCUAUAAGCCACAUAUCAUAUCCUUUUUCUGCAGCAAUAUAUUAGCAUAUAUGAAACUCAAACAUCCUUUUAUUUUCUUUUCCUGUAUAUGGAGAGAAGGAAUUUCUGUGAUUUUGCCAGUGUUUUGAAUAAAAUUCCUAUUAAAUACUAAUAGUUGAAAA
Molecule: messenger RNA, 3989 nt
Organism: Argiope bruennichi
Lineage: Eukaryota; Metazoa; Arthropoda; Arachnida; Araneae; Araneidae
Product: probable phosphorylase b kinase regulatory subunit alpha
Exons: 31
Coding region: 242-3817 (1191 amino acids)
Biological process (GO): glycogen metabolic process
Cellular component (GO): phosphorylase kinase complex
Molecular function (GO): calmodulin binding
Source: RefSeq, a predicted model, not a curated record